Molecule: messenger RNA, 1755 nt
Organism: Austrofundulus limnaeus
Lineage: Eukaryota; Metazoa; Chordata; Actinopteri; Cyprinodontiformes; Rivulidae
Exons: 4
Coding region: 109-1620 (503 amino acids)
Source: RefSeq, a predicted model, not a curated record
GUGACGUCAUCGUCAUGAUGCGCGCGCAUUUCGGCAGCGGAAGUUGAGUUUUGUUUAACUUCCCGAUAGCAAUGCUAAUUCAGUGUUCGUCUCGUUUUUAAAGCUAAAAUGUCUCAUUGUUGCGUGGCUGGUUGUAAAAACCUCUUUAGUCGCAACAGCAGCCUAAGAUUUUACAGAAUUCCUUGUGGAUUUCGUCCUUUUCAUGCAAACCGGAGGCGUUUGUGGGUCGAAGCGGUCCAAAAAGCUAACGGCAACAAGAAGGAGCUCACUGGGAAUCAUCGGGUUUGUGGCGCUCAUUUCAUCUCAGGAGUGGCUUCGAUGGACACAAACAGUCCGGAUUUUGUACCAUCUGUGUUUCCAUCAUCAUGCACCAAACCCGUUCAGACAAGAUCACAGUGGGCUAAAAGGAUUAUGGGUUGUAAAAAAAAGCUCAGUGGACGCAACAACGCAGGAAAAAAGAACAUAAAAGCUGGACCCGAGUCUCCCGUGAACCUCCAAGAUGUUCCAAUGGAAACUGAAAAUGAGGUUUCAGCACAAACUCAGCCACCUUCAUCAGUGCCAAAGGAAGAGGAUGGGUUGACCGAAGAUGCGACUAAACCAGAAAAAGUUGAAUCGCAAGAAACAUCCAGCUUAAACUUGACAUCAUGCUUAAAACCACAAGAAGUCCUCUCACGACUAAAAUAUUUGCAUCCAGUUGUGGUCCUAAAGCCUUUAGUUUUACCAAAAGACGUCUAUCAACGUGAAAAUCAUGAUACGGCAUGCACCGGUGUUUCUGAGCCCGUGGAGGACGAACAGCAGCCUGAAGAACAAAAUUCCUCUGACUUGAGUCGAGCAGAGUCCCCUGAGCCCCAGCAGGUCUCCAGGGUCGAGCUGUCCUAUCCGUGCAACAUGUGCGAUAGAACUUUCACUGCCGUUCACCACCUCAAGCGCCACAAAAUCCUCCACCUCAAAGAUAGUAGGAAGUGCCUCCGAUGCGGCGUGCUGUUCUGUCGACGCCACAACCACUUUUUCUUUCAGCCUACGCCGUGUAUUCAGAAAACCAAAACGGACUCCGAGGAUGAGUCUUCCAGUUCCAAAGAGCAACAUUUGGAGAGUAAUUUGAACCCAGAAAAGAUGGAGCCAAGUCAGAUAACAAAAAUCGUUGAUAAUACACCUCCACCAUCUGCUUCUGUCAUGGAUACGCCUCCUGGUCCUGACCCAAAACCAUUACCCAACCUUCUCCGUAAAAGGCCUUUUGUCAAUAGACGUGGGCUGAUGUCAGUGAAACCCUCUCCCGUGCCCCCGCCACCCAUCCCAGUAUUCACUUUCCUACGAUACCCUGUUGCCUCGUUUCACCUGACGUCGCCGGUGCUCGACAGCCCUGCUGUGGUUGUACAGCCACAUCUCCCCAAACAUCCAGAACUCCCACCUUCCCUGAAGCUUUUUUCCCCUCAGUACCUCACCUCAGCCUUGCUUCACGUUCAGAGAAAUUAUGAAUACAUUUUAAACAAGGUUCCCGUCAGCAGUAAUAAAAUCGUUGUCAAAGAAGAGGAGAAUCCGGUCGUUAUCUGUCCGGUUGAGCAACCCGUCAAGAAAACUAAAAAAGAAAAAAUUGCUUAUGACCUAGAGAUAAUACUCUGAUUUAAACUGCAGGGGCGAAAUCUGACUGUUCUGCAAACUAAACCCACUAUCUUACUGACCUGUUUACAUUUGGUGAAAUAUUUCACUGUUACACAAGAACUGGUGCUUGUUAUAAAAAAAUAUACAUUUUGAUAA